Messenger RNA from Scleropages formosus (Asian bonytongue), 2488 nucleotides. It is a transcript of the gene ccnf, whose product is annotated as cyclin F. The record is from RefSeq and is a predicted model, not a curated record. The transcript has 18 exons. Bases 1 to 2373 code for a protein of 790 amino acids. Gene Ontology annotation, molecular function: protein binding. NCBI's taxonomy places the organism in Eukaryota, Metazoa, Chordata, Actinopteri, Osteoglossiformes, Osteoglossidae.
AUGAAAGCUGGCGUGCUGCACUGCCGUUGUUCAAAAUGCUUCACGGUACCAGCGAAGAAGAGGGUGAGGAAGCGUGUGUCUACGCUGACUCUGCUGUCCCUGCCAGAUGAGGUGCUGCUCUGUGUCCUCCAGUGUCUGUCUGCUCAGGACCUGCUGAAUGUCAGAGCUGUACACUCACGACUGCGUGACGUUAUCGAUAGUCAUUCGAGCUUGUGGGCCCGCCUCAGCUUUGUGGACACUUGGCCUGCCCCUGACACCAUCUGGCUGUUUGAGAGAGCAGCUGAGAAAGGAAAUUUUGAGGCUGCGGUGAAACUGGGAAUAGCUUACCUGUACAACGAAGGACCAUCCCUUUCAAGCGAGGGACGGGCGGAAAUCUGCGGCGAGAAGGCCUCCAGAUUUUUCAGCCUAGCAGAAAGCCUUCGGCCCCCAACGGCCGACCCUUUUGUCUGGGUCUUCAUCCGACCUCCGUGGUCACCUUCUGGGAGCUGCUGCAAAGCUGUUGUGUUUGAACGUCUAAGGGCAGAGUGUGAUACCCAGAUAGAGAAGAGGGGAUCUUUGCUUCAUUGUCUGGCUAGAGUUCUCCAGCUCUUUGAUGAAGAGGAGAAGCACGGAGAAGCGAUGGCCAUGCUGGAGGAGUCAUCCCGUCAUGGAUGCCUGCAAAGCUCCUACCUGCUUUGGGAGCAUCAGCGCAAGGCUGCGAUGGCGGACCCUGGCAGGUACCUGCAGUGUCUGCGUACGCUGAGGGACUAUGCUGCCAAGGGAUGCUGGGAGGCACAGCUGUCCCUGGCCAAGGCGUGCAGCAGUGGAAACCCCCUGGGCCUGGAGCCGCAGGCUUGUGUUGACCUUGUGGCCCAACUUUUCCAGUCCUAUCCCCACAAGCGCCGCUUUACUGGGGACCUCUUGAGGAAUGAGAUCAACGACACAAUGAGUCGUGGAUGUCCUUUCUGUCCUUGUAGGUACAUCUUGGUGGACUGGCUGGUGGAGGUGACGACGAUGAAAGGCUUCUCCAGUUUGGUGCUGCAUGUCACAGUGCACUGUGUGAACCGGUACCUGAUGAUACACUCUGUGCCCAAGGCCCGGCUGCAGCUCCUCGGCAUUGCCUGCAUGGUCAUCUGCACUCGGUACAUAAGCAAAGAAAUCCUGACCAUUCGGGAGGCUGUGUGGCUCACAGACAACACCUAUAAGUAUGAGGACUUGGUGAGGAUGAUGGGAGAAGUAAUUUCUGCCCUGGAGGGCAAAAUGCGGACACCAACCUUGUUGGACUAUGGCGACAUACUACUAUCACUCUUGCCUCUCGAUGGCCGCAGUGCCCACCUCUUCAGCUACAUCUGUGAGCUGUCACUACUCUACACAACACUGAGUCUGCUGCCACCUUCCUGCCUUGCUUGCGCCGCCCUGCUGCUUACACGGGCCAUGCACAAUUGCACUCCUGUUUGGCCAAGCCAGCUGGCAGAGUACACUGGCUUCUCAGAACGGGAACUCAUCCCCUACACCCUUCUACUCUACAGCGAGUGUUUCAGGACUGAUGUGCCCAAGGACUACAGACAUGUGUCCCUGACAGGUGUCAAGCAAAGAUUUGAAGAUGAGACCUACCAGCAGAUCAGCAAAGAUGAGGUGAUUGGUAUGAAGGAACUUUGCAAAGUGCUCAACGUUAUGAUGCCAGACCAUGUAGUCCUGGACCUGGAAAUCCCUAUCCCCACAGCCCAGCCAGGGGACAUGGAUGCCUUCUUGUCUUCACCUGCCAGCAGCAACAAAAGGAGGCGAGAGGAAAGGGAGCAGGAUCAACGUGACAGCUUGGCAGCUACUCCUACAGGCGAGCUGUCCCCUCAGGAGGAGACCUUAGUUGGAGACAUCCUGGACUGGAGCCUGGACACAUCCUGCUCUGGUUAUGAAGGAGACCAGGAGAGUGAAGGAGAAAAGGAUGGGGAGACUCUGACGCCUGGGUUUCAACUGGAGCUGGAAGCAACACCUGGGAACUUGGAACAGCAUUGCCGUGCACUCUCCAGUGAUGAGGACAGCAUCUGUGAAGGGGUUUGUGGCAGGCAUGGCUGCCCCAAGACUGAGAAGGAUGCUCUCCCAUGGGCUCGGCCUUUCUUCUGGAAGCCUAGCACAGAUCCCCACACCUCUGGCUACUCUUCUGUACAGAGCAUUAGCCCUUCUUAUUCCUUAUCAAAUACCUCCUCAUCUUCUCCUUUCAUUUCCUGUACCCUUCCGACUUUGACUAUGUCCUCCGUCGUAGUUUCUCCCAGUUCUGGAGUCCUAAUGGCAGCGCACAGAGUCAAGUCCAGUGGCAGAAGGCAGGUGAAAAGGAAGAAUGCUGCAGCCCACAGUGGAGAAGAUGGGGCCAGUAGCACAGGCUUCCUCAGCUUGUGAGGCACAGACUGACACCCUAUGGGCUUGUGCUCAACCAGACCUGUCUCCUGACUAGGCCAUUUAAAGCAAAUUCCACCCUAUGUAAGAGGAAAAAAGUUCAGAUGGAUUUUGUUAA